Messenger RNA from Achroia grisella, 5253 nucleotides. RefSeq lists its product as uncharacterized. The record is from RefSeq and is a predicted model, not a curated record. NCBI's taxonomy places the organism in Eukaryota, Metazoa, Arthropoda, Insecta, Lepidoptera, Pyralidae. The coding region runs from base 1 to 5253 and encodes 1750 amino acids. Gene Ontology annotation, molecular function: nucleic acid binding. The transcript has 4 exons.
AUGUCAAGCCAAAGCUUGUCUCCAAGAAAGAAGAGACCACGUAUUGCUUUAAGCGUUACCGAAAAACUUAUGAUACAAAACGUCUACAAACACAUAUUUGAGGAGAAAGCUGCUUCACUAUUACCUAUUGAGGCUCCUGAAAAAAAGAAUGAGAAUACUCUUCGAAGCAUCUCGUUGAAAUUAAGGUGGAACCAGAACGUCGCACAAGACUCCAUCCAAAUGUCGCUCACUACUAAACGUAAACUUAGCCUGUCAAAACGAACUAAAUCGAAACAUGACGAAUAUACAACUCGUGAUUUGCCUUCCUUGCGACGAAAACGAACUAUUGCAUUUAACCGUUUAUCUAAAGCAUUACAAAUAGGUAAUGACGCGAAGUUGGAUGCAACAAAGUUAGAUCUAUUUUUAUCGUAUUGUGAUGAAUUACAAAAAAUUACUACCGACUUCGAAAAUGCGCAUCUUCUUAUUUUAGAAUUACAGGAUGAUCCUGAGUCGGAUGAUGAGGGUGUCCGUGAAAGUUUUGAUGAUAUCUAUUUUAACAUUUUAGCUUUGCAACGCAAUUAUACAAACUCAAAUUUACCGUCGAAAUCGGAGCAAAAGACCUCUUCUCAUAUAAAACUUCCAAAAAUUUCAUUAAGAACGUACUCAGGACAUAUAAAGGAGUGGGCUGAAUAUAUCGAUAUUUUUAAUUCAUUAAUUAAUGAUUGUCCGUCUUUAAAUAAUUUGGAAAAAUUCCAUUACUUAAGAUCAUCACUUUCAGGCGAAGCUUUAGCGUUAAUACGUUCGUACCCGGUAACCGGUGAAUAUUAUCACGAUGCAUAUAGCGCACUCGUUAAUCGUUACAAAAAUAAGCGUGACUUAGCAUUUACAUGUUGGCGCGAAAUUUUAAAUGUUGAAUUUAAAAUUAAUAAUGUUAAAGAUUUUCGUCGGUCGCUGGAUAUGAUUGAUGAAAACUUGAAUAUAUUAAAACAAGUGAAUUUGCCAGUUCAACAGUGGGAUUUUAUUCUUAUUUACCAUUUGUUGUCAAAACUUGACACAAAGAUGCGUCGUGAGUUCGAAGAAAAAUAUUCGAAUAUCGAAAUUCCUUCUUAUAAAUUAGUUAGUGAAUUUUUGCAUUCUAAGUGUGAAGCGCAUAGUCGUGAUACACAUUUUACCGAACAGAAGCCACAUUCAAAUUCUCGUGACUUGUCGAAUGUUCAUGCCGGUACUCAUACAAGGCGCAUGAACGUUUCGCAUACACUCGUAGCAACUAAUGAGUCUAAAACCGGUAUGGUUACUGGUGCAUCGUCGAGUGUCGUUAGAUCAGUGUCGUCUAGUUGUCCAUUUUGUAGUCAAUCACAUUCAAUUGGUUCAUGUAAAUCGUUUCUCGAAAAAUCAGUAGAUGAAAGAAUGGCAAUUGUAAACGAGAAAAGGUGGUGUUAUAACUGUUUGAAAUCGUCGCAUCAGUUGAAAACUUGCAAUUCUGUAUUCACAUGUCAAAAAUGUAAGCGUAGACAUCAUACAUUGUUACAUAGGGAAGUAACAAAUUCCAGUAACACUUCAUCACUGUUAACACAAAAUUCAAGUGUUAACACAACUGUCUUGUUAGCAACAGCUCUUGUAACGGUAAAGGACAGUUUCGGGAAUAACAAUACUUUUCGAGCAUUGUUUGACACCGGCAGUCAAAAUAAUUUUAUUACUGAAGAAGCAGUAAAUCGUUUAAAUCUUAAUGUGCUUUCUUCUUGUUCUUCAAUAAGCGGCUUGGGUGACGUGUCAGCUUCCAUCAGUGGUUUAGUGCGUGGUAUCGUAGGAAGCUUAUCGACAAAUAAUACAAACGUAUCAUUUGAACUUGACAUGCACGUCAUUCCUAAGAUCUGUGGUGACCAACCAAUCGCGAGAUUGAAUACUUCUGGUUGGUCACAUAUCAAAUCGUUAGAUUUAGCGGACCCUGGGUUUGAUGUACCCGGACCCGUGGAUCUGUUGCUCGGUGCAGAUAUUUUUGCGGAUUCGUUACUUACAGAACGACUUAAGGGCGGUCCAUCACAACCACCUGCAUUUAAUUCAGUAUUUGGUUGGCUAUUACUAGGAAAGACUUCAUUAUCAGGUUCGUCAUUGGUUGCGCUGCAAUCAAAGAUCCAAUAUGAUGAUCUUACAAAAUUAGUGGAGAAGUUCUGGGAAAUCGAUAACGUUCCUCAAGCUAAUUCAUUUACCCCAGAUGACAUUCUUUGCGAGAAGGAAUAUAUCGCAACUACACAUCGGAAUGAGCACGGUCGUUAUGUGGUACACUUACCGUUCAAAAAUUCUUGUGAACCCGUGUUCUCGGGAUCUCGUGAUAUUGCUGAGAGGCGGUUUUAUGCUCUCGAACGUAGAUUAUCGCGUGACCCUGAUUUAAAGCGUCAAUACGUUGAAUUUAUGUUUGACUAUCUUCAGAGUGGUCAUAUGUCAUUGGUACCCACUUCAGAAAAGCGUCGCGGAAAAUAUUAUAUCCCGCAUCACUGUGUUGUACGGCCUGACAGUCCCACCACCCAAUUGCGUGUGGUAUUUGAUGCCUCCGCAAAGGAUAAUCUUGGUCAGUCAUUAAAUGAUACAUUGCUAAUUGGACCAAAAUGUCAAACUGAUAUCACGAAAGUUCUUUUACGUUUUCGAGAACACGCUAUUGUCUUUAUGACGGACAUACGCCAAAUGUACAGGCAGAUUGUUAUUAGUCCAACACAUCGGGACUACCAGCGCAUCUUGUGGCGUUCAGAUUCACGACAACCGGUAUCAGAGUACAAACUGAACACCGUUACUUACGGUGUUUCAUCGGCUCCCUUUCUCGCCUGUCGAACUCUUCAGCAGCUCGCAUGCGAUGAGGGUGACACAUUACCUUUAGCAAAAAGGGCGAUUACAUACGAUAUCUAUGUCGAUGAUAUUGUUACUGGUGCUAACAAUAUGAUCGAAGCCCGACAGGUGAAGUCACAAGUUGUUGAAUUACUCAAGUCUGGGCACUUCGAGUUAAGAAAAUGGGCUAGUAACAAACCUGAGCUACUGGACGAUGUACUGACUGAGCAUUGCCUGGUUGAAGCUAAAUCGUUUACUGAUGAACAACCAUGUACACUGAAGGUUCUCGGACUGAAAUGGGAUCCAUCCCAUGAUGUAUUCGUCUUUCAUGUAAAACCUCUUAAUAAAAUGUGCACUAAACGAUCAAUUCUGAGUGUGGUUAGUCGGGUGUUUGAUCCUUUGGGAUUUCUUUCCCCGUUGACGAUUCACACCAAAAUUUUAAUUCAACAACUUUGGGUGGCUGGCAUAGGUUGGGAUGAAACACCACCGGAUGACAUAGUUCGCACAUGGAAUGACUAUAUUCAGCAAUUACCAUCGAUUCAAAAUUUAUUCGUGCCUCGUCGGUGUACUAUCGAUCACGCCGUGUCAUAUGAACUUCACGGAUUUUGUGAUAGCUCAGAAAAGGCUUAUGGUGCUGUGAUCUAUUUGCGUGUUACUGAUAGUAGCGAUCGUGUACACACGUUUUUUGUAUGCUCCAAGGCUCGCGUAGCUCCUUUAAAGAAGCUCAGCUUACCACGUCUAGAAUUAUGUGCGGCAGUAUUAUUGGUGAAUUUGCUCAAAUUCGUGGAAGAGGCAUAUGCUCCGCGUAUUAAUUUCUCUGUCACUCUAUGGAGUGAUUCGACUGUCGUUCUAUCUUGGCUUAGAUCACAUUCAUCAAAGUGGACAACUUUUGUUGCAAACCGAGUUAGUCACAUACAAGGCAUUGCAACGAUUGAACGGUGGCGUCAUGUUCCUACAAAUGAUAACCCUGCAGAUAUUUGUUCGCGAGGACAGCUUCCUCGACAACUUAUUAACAAUUCGUUAUGGUGGGCGGGGCCCACGUGGUUAUGUAAACCACACACCGAGUGGCCAUCAACCCCUGUAUUUGUUAAGGAAACAAAUGACAGUACGGUGCUUUCAGAAGUUAGGCGAACCGCGACUCUGUUAACUCAACAGAUGGCACAUCCUAAUCUCGAUCCUUUUUUUGAGGAUUUACUCAAUAGCGAUCUCUCGCUGGAUGCAAUAGUCGAUAAGGUAGGCUUCACUAUAUUACGAAAAUCUGAAUUUUCUUCGGAUUCAGUCUUGACUAGUGAAGAACGGUACAAAUCACUUUAUAUUCUAGUAAAAUACGUUCAAACUUUAUCAUUUCCUACUGAACUGGAAAGAAUACGUUCUGGUCAAUCAUUACCAAAGUCGUUUCGUAAACUCAAUAUAUUUAUCGAUGACCAGGAUGUACUCAGGGUGGGCGGCAGGAUCUCUCGUUCUGGGCUUGAGUAUGAACAAAAGCAUCCGGCGUUAUUAUCAUCGAAUAAUCCCUUCACAUCUAAAUUAAUACAAUCGGUUCAUUUGAGCAACUGUCAUUGUGGCGUAAAUACUACACAAUAUUUAAUACUGCAACAAUUUUGGAUUAUAUCGGCUAAGCGCGUUAUAAGACGAUGUUUAUCCAAAUGUCUUAAUUGUUAUCGACUCCAACCUAAACCGUUACAACCGUUUAUGAGCGACCUUCCAAAAUAUCGUGUAAAUGAAGUAAAACCUUUCUCUAUUGUAGGAGUAGAUUAUGCUGGUCCGUUUCGUAUUAAAACUGGACCAUAUCGUGGAGCUAAAAUAGACAAGGCUUAUCUUUGUUUAUUUGUAUGCUUAGCCACUAAGGCUGUACAUUUAGAGACCGUUUCCAGUCUUUCUACAGACGGAUUUAUUGCUGCUUUACGUCGUUUCGUUGCUCGGAGAGGCAGAUGUUCCACAAUACACGCAGAUUGUGGUGAUCAGGUGUUGACAUUCGAGGAACUAGCUACACUUUUUAGUCAAAUUGAAGCAGUCCUGAACUCGCGGCCUUUGUAUCCUAUGAGUUCAGAUCCCAAUGAUUACCAAGUCUUAACACCAGGACAUUUUUUAACUCUGGAACCAUUGACAUCUGUUCCAGAUGUGGAUGUAACUCACCUUAAUGUCAACAGGCUAGAUCGCUGGCAACUGAUUCAGUCGUUCCAACGAUCGUUUUGGAAUCGAUGGAGAAACGAAUAUCUCCACUCGUUAAAUUUGCGAGCUAAAUGGACAAAAGAGUCGAAGCCACUAGAAUUAAACUCAAUGGUAAUUAUCAAAGAUGAUAAUCAUCCACCUUUACAUUGGCAAAUAGGGAGAGUUGUAGAAUUACACCCUGGACCAGAUGGUCUAGUUCGCGUGGCUACCGUACGAACAGAUAAGGAUAAUUUGAUCAAGAGACCUUUGGUCAAAUUAUGCCCAUUACCCAAUGAACCGUUUUAA